UCUUUCUUCAUUUCUGUUUGCAUGUCGUCAGAUGAAAAAAACAAUCCACAACAUGACUACGAUCCUUUCCAGGGAUUCAACCGAUCAACUUUUCCCUUCUUUGACGAAAACUAUCCUUCCAUUUACAACCGAGCUGCAGCUCCAACACCAGCAGCGAUACAGGCCUUCGAUCCUUCAUACAUGAGCUUCACCGACUGCUUUAAUGGCGGCUCCAUCAUCGACUACAACUCCUUUUCGAGAGUUGUAGACGUCUCUUGUUCUUCAUCAGAUGUUGUUAGUCACAUGGAUGACAGUACUGCUACUAACACCAAGAAAAUUGGCGUUUCUGCAGAGAAUUCAGUGGGGGAUGACAAUCAUAAUCAGAACCAUAAUAUUUCUGAAGAAAACCCAUCAACACCCAAUUACUCAGUGUCUUGUUCCUCUAAGGAAGACGAAGAUUCAAGCAAUGGUAAGAAAGAGAAGAAGCCAAAAGGGCCUGAAGAUCAUGGAGAUGACAGGUCAAAGAAAGUGUAGAAGGAGAAAGAGAAAAAGGAGCCGAGGUUUGCAUUCCUCACAAAGAGUGAGAUUGAUAAUCUUGAAGAUGGUUACAGGUGGAGGAAGUACGGACAGAAGGCCGUCAAGAAUAGCCCCUAUCCAAGAAGUUACUACAGAUGC
Messenger RNA from Hibiscus syriacus, 654 nucleotides. RefSeq lists its product as uncharacterized. Lineage: Eukaryota; Viridiplantae; Streptophyta; Magnoliopsida; Malvales; Malvaceae. Bases 22 to 513 code for a protein of 163 amino acids. The record is from RefSeq and is a predicted model, not a curated record. The transcript is spliced from 3 exons.